Molecule: messenger RNA, 1500 nt
Organism: Beta vulgaris subsp. vulgaris (sugar beet)
Lineage: Eukaryota; Viridiplantae; Streptophyta; Magnoliopsida; Caryophyllales; Amaranthaceae
Exons: 6
Coding region: 567-1352 (261 amino acids)
Source: RefSeq, a predicted model, not a curated record
UUUGGAGAGGUGGGCUCCAUGACUAAUUCUCUCUCAUAAUGUCAACUGGAAUUAUAUCUCAUACUACAUGCACUUAGCUAAUUUGAAAUUGAAAAUAUUACAAUACACAACACUAGCUUAAUUUUAAUCUUAGAAAAAAAAACCUGACUUAAUUUUUACUUAAGCUUAAACCUUAAUUGAAAUUGAUAGAAGAAGAGUACAAGACAAAGAUUCCUUGCUUCUUUUCUAGUUAUGCCUGUCUAAUAUAACUUAAACCAUGAGACUUACACAAUUAGGUUGCCAAAACCAGUAUUACUGUAUUAGUCUGCAAAGCAUAUUUUAUUUCACGUUACAUAUUGCUUGCCCAAUGGUCUGUUCCCAUCAGAUAAAUUAAUGUAGUAAAAGUUCUUCUAUAAUACUAAAACAAACAAUGCUGCAGGAAAAAAUCAGGUUCAUUUGUACAAAUAUUUGCAAUUAUUCUUGCAUAUAUAUGAAGUUAGCUACAUAUUUUUCUGGCAAGAACCAAAUAGAUCAGUUUACGUCAAAGAUAAAUAGUAGAUUGCUCCAGAUUACAUGCACUAAGAAUAAUGGACCAACAGAAGAAACACCGUCGAAGAGUGAGUUUUUCAGAUAUAACACAAGAGAAACUUGAAGAAUUCCCUAACAGCAGAGACAAAAUGAAAUCAGAAUCCUUCAGACAAGGAAGUAAUCUAAUGGACUACAAUAGCAAGGAAAGCGAAUUUGCAGCUAGCAUUGCAGCAGCAGCAUAUGCAAUUUUCUCCCUUGAAGAAACAAGAGCAGCAUUCGAGAAGAGGAUGGUCGAGAGCUUUAGAGAGGAUCCAAUAGCCAAAAACAAGAGCAUGAAAGAGGACAAUCAAGAUAAUAACAACUUUGAGCUACCGAAUUUAGAAAGUCUAAUGAGGCGAUCAACGCAAGUAGAAAGGCGAAAUGGUGGUGAUCAAGGUGCAAUAUUGAGGACUUCCACAAGAGCUAUAGAAGUGUCAGGGGCAGAUCAGCACAAGGGGAGUAGAAGGGUGCCAACUCCUAGAGCAGAAGCAUGGGAGCAAGCGCGAUUAGCCAAGAUUAAUAAAUGGUAUGAGAAGACGAGGGAGAAGAUCAUAGAAUGGGAGAAUGAGAAAAAGAUGAAAGCUGCUACUAACAUGGAAAGAAGAAAGGCUGAGCUAGAGAGGUUAAAGAGAUUAAACUUGCACCAUUACCAGAACAAAAUCGAUAAGAUCGAAGAUGUAGGUGUAGGAGCAAGGAAGCAACUUGAUGAGAAGAAGAGAAGAGAAGAAGCUUAUGCAAAGCAGCAGGGGAGGAAGAUCAGUUCAACAGGCAGAGUUCCUGUUCAAUGUUUCUGUUUUGAAUAUUAAUUAGCAUGUAUUCAUGUAUUUAUAAUAACAUAUGAUGAGAAAAUGAUUUAGCUUCUUACAGAAAUUGUACAUGGUUUAAUUCAUCUGAUAUCAAUAGAUUAUUAGCAAGAUUUUAAAUCAAAUUUAAGUAUACAUAUGAAUACAAGUU